GGCAUCUUGGAACCUCACGGUACGCGUCGCUUCAUCGUCGACGCCUACCUCAGCGAUAACCGACGAAAAGGAAAGUCGGUGCAAGGACUCCGCUAAGGACGUCGGGGUUGACGGUUCCUUCGGAGGCCGGUAAGAAAUAGCAACGGCGGAACCUGCCGCCCCGCCCGCGUCUGGACGCAUGCUGGAUUUUGGCCUGCUGGGAGGCGAGGGUUUCGGGGGCUUCGGGGCCGGCUUGCUGGGGACGAUUGCAGGCGAGGGCUUCCGCGUCGGAGUCCGCCUGGGCGGGGAUACGGGCGGUGGCCGCGAACUAGCUGCGGCUUGGGAAGUGGCGCGAGUCGUAGUCUUCUCGGGACUGCUCUUCAAUCUCGUUUCGGCGUUGGACGAGUAGGAUGAGGACGGAGUCUUGAAGCACCAGGCGGGCAUCUUAUACACUUGAAGUGAAGUAUCGCUCGCGUGGUCCACCGGCGAAAGCGCACUCAAGCAAAGCCAGGGUAGCUGUGAUUGAUAGAAAGGAGGGCAGGGCGUGAUCUACAGCCAUCAUUGCAGCCAAAGCGGCCCUUUUUAAAGACGUCGGCCACACCCUGUGUCUCAAAGCAAGUCAGAAGCGGGUCAAAGCGUGUGUGGCCCACAUAGAGCACAGGGCCACAGAUGAGCGGAGUUCCCUCCAAGAUGAGGGCCAAAGCGUACGGAUGCUGCGCCAGAUCACGCCGCCGUGAAUGCCGCAUGGCAGACUUGCUUUCUGGUCGGGAAGUUAGAGUAGGAGUGGUCUAUCAGCCAGCAUAGAAACAUAAUAGCUUCAACUCGAUGGCACCAGG
Dichomitus squalens LYAD-421 SS1 is the source of this 815-nucleotide messenger RNA. RefSeq lists its product as uncharacterized. Lineage: Eukaryota; Fungi; Basidiomycota; Agaricomycetes; Polyporales; Polyporaceae. The transcript has a single exon. The record is from RefSeq and is a predicted model, not a curated record. The coding region runs from base 179 to 388 and encodes 69 amino acids.